AUGUCUCUCGUUUCGAGGCUUGCUGCAAGAAGGCUGAGACGACCUGUCGUGGCAGUCGGCAGGGGCUGGACAAAGGGCGUGUGUGCGACCAGCGUUUUGCGUGACCGAAGCAGUCAUCACAGCGGCUUGCGCGCACAUGGGCAUGGCGAGCACGACGAUCAAAGCCACGCAGGCCACGCAGGUCAUCAUGCCUCCAACCACGGGAAACAGGGGGCCCGCGACACCCGACACGAGCAUGGGCACCCAGGCGGCCACGGCGGCCACGGCGUGCUUGGUCACGGCCACAGCGGCGACGGUCAUGGACACGGACAUCAUAGGGAAGGUCAGGGCCACCUGCAUGUCUUGGGCUGUCAUGACCAUGGCCACAGUGCGGAAAUGUCUGAGCUCAAAGGUGAAGCAAUCAAAGUGACGUUGUUGGGGUUUACCUUCAACUGUUUAUUGGGUGUGCUCCAAUACUUCGCUGGGAAUUAUUGUAAUUCUGCAGCGCUGACAAGUGAUGCCAUCCAUACUUUGACAGACUCCUUAUCUGACAUCAUUACGCUGUGUGUGGUCCAGCUGGCCAUUGGCCCAGCCACGCCUUCCUUCCCCUUUGGGCGGGGGAAGCUCGACUCUUUGGCGGCCCUUGGCGUCUCGGGGAUCAUGAUGGGCACGGGAAUCUCGGCCAUGCGCUUCUCCACCACUCUCUUCCUCGAAGCCAUGGGCGACCUUGGUGGCGACGAGCACCACGGGGCCGGGGCUCACAACGAUUCCCACGGACAUUCCCACGUGCACGGCCACGGACAUUCGUCGCCGAUCCUGGAAAAUGGCCAUGUCAACGAGGUGGCUGUGGGGACCUGCUUGGUGACCAUUGCUGGCAAGGAGGCUUUGUAUCAUAUCACUCGCAGGGCCGCCGACCGACUGCACAGUUCCGUGCUCUUGGCCAAUGCUUGGCACCACCGUAGCGACGCCUUGAGCUCUGGCCUUGUCUUGUUGGGUGUCUUGGGAAGGAUGUUCGUGCACAGCGCUUUCGACCCUGUUGCAGGUGCCCUGGUCUCCACCGUAAUCAUCCGAGUCGCCUUUGGGAUCGGCCGAAGGUCUGUCGCUGAACUGCUCGACAUGCAGCUGCCCAAGCACGAGCUCCAGGAGCUCCAGGAAGCUCUCAAGGCGGCUGCCGCGGCCCUGGAGCCGCGGCAGCCGCCCGUCGAAGUGCAGCAGUUGCUGGGCCGACGUGCGGGCCCUGACGUGCACCUGGAGGCUCUCCUCACAAGCGACUGGAGGGCGAUGUCGGCACAGCAGCUCGCACAGCUGGAGACGUCUCUGCUCAGCGAGUUGCAUCUUGGAGGCCAUCGCAUGGUUCGAAGCCUCCGAGUCGUUCCACGUUUGUGA
Molecule: messenger RNA, 1365 nt
Organism: Symbiodinium necroappetens
Lineage: Eukaryota; Dinophyceae; Suessiales; Symbiodiniaceae
Source: the annotation of a GenBank genome assembly